AGUGGCUCCAUGCAUUGGGCUGGGGGUUUGUGUUAUCCUCGCCUCAGCGGUGCUGGGAGGGUUCGCUUCAAAACGCUCCUUUAUUGCAAUGUUAGUGAGAGCAGCGGCACUUCUGAUCAUCGCUCCUUUUCACUUAAUUUUGCAUAGAGCGGGCUGGAUAAACUCAUUUGUUAAAAAUCAGUUUCAAGCUCUUUAGACUUCUCCAAGUGAGUUUCUGAUAACCCUUUAUCCUGACCUGGUUGAUGGUAUGGUCCCUGUUGUGGUGGCCCAGGGCCUGGCAUGAGUGACCAGCUGGGAAACUGGGGAUGAAAAAGACGUGGUGAUGAAAAGAAGUUCAAGAGAGAAAAAGGAAAGCUAAGCACAAGAGGAGAGAAGAGAGGCAGAUAGAUGGAGAUGAGGAACACCCCCCAAAGCAGCAGAAGGAACCAGCUGAAGAACAGCACUGGCCAGAGAAUAUGCCUGAAUGGGAAGAAAGGAAAUCCCUGCUAGCUCAGAGAAGAGUGGAGUCUGUCAGACUGCUUACAGUGCUGUUAAAUCGUGUGAAAUUGGCAAGUCAAAAAGUGGAUCCUUCACUGGAUGUAAAGAAGGACAAUUCAUUUUCUGAAACAGCAUUUAAAGACAUACAGCAGGAGCUGAUUCACUCCCUUUAUCGUACGCACAAAGAGCUGAAACAUAAGGAGUUUAAGUGCCCAUUAACCCAAAAAGGUAGUGCUAUAUGCUGUGAGGAAGGAGAUGUGAGUACCUUCCAUGCACCUGCUUGUCACAUAGUGAGGACAAUUUUAAAUGAUGCCUCUGCAGCCCCGAGCUCUGAUGGACUGCCUGGCAGAGAUGUGUGCAACUCCCUGCUGAUCACGGUCACCCAGCACGGCAGGGACAUCCAGCCUCUCCCUGCAAGGCACCGCCCUGCACUGGACGUAGGUCACACCCACACAGUGUCUGAGCAAGAUGAUUGCAGAAAGCAAAAGGUUUAUGAGACUGAUGAAUUCAUCCAUUAUUUACUGAACUACUAUCAGACACCACACUAUGCACGUGUUUGCUUAGAGCCAAAAACCACUGUGAACAAAUCCCGGUGGAAGCGAGUGGUGUCUGAUGAUGGUGGUGGGUUUGACAGCAGCUUGAGUAACAAACAUGGUCAGCACUUCAGAGAAUUGAGUCCUGUACAAAACCUCCACAAGAGAAAUUGUAGCAGUGAUAGUAAUUACAGGCUGGUGAUCACUCUUGGAGAAUUUGAGUCAACAGACAAAGUGUUAGAAAGCAAGGUCCGUGGGGGCAAGCUUGCAAAAAAGCUGCAGGUGCAGAGGAAUGACUCACUCACUGUUGAUACUAUACCACAUGCUGGACUGAAUCAUUCUUUGGAGUGCACUACUGUUACUCAUAAUGAGGAAUUCAAACAAGAAGAUGGUAAAGAUGAAGGCACUGUACCAUAUGGAACACGUAGAUCUGCUUGCAGAUUAAAGGAUUUGCUGGAAGAGAUCAGUGAUUCUGAGUGCUUUAGAGAGGCAUGUGGCGGCUCAGUGAAGAGAGCAGAAAGAAGGUAUGAAGAAAUUUACAGCAGUUGUAAUAAAGGGUGCUUGUCUGCAAGAGCUGGGGAAAGAGAAUUACUGGUUUGCCAUAAAAAUGUAGCUCUGGAAGGUCAAGAGAAGGAAAUCAGCCAAUGUAACUCCUGUUCUAAUUCUGUCCAUGAGGGCUUGGCAAGGCAGUGUGAACGUAAACUUAAAAAGUCAUGCAAGAGGUCUAGUAGUAAAUUAAGAUAUGAAGGAAAGAAAAGUGAGAGACAAUCCAGGGAAAAGGAGAAAAAUGCUCAUAAAAUGAAGAAAAAGCGAAAAAAGCUUUCUUCUAAUCUUUUAUCUGAUGAAUGUGGCUUUUCAGAGACGGACAGUUGCAUGCAGCUGGAGUCCCUCAGAAAGAUACAGAGAAAAUGUAAGAAAAUGUUGCACAAAAAAGUGAAAUUCAAGACACAUCACACCUCUAUGGCUGCACCAGAUGUUUCCCCUCAUGAUGGCUCACCCCUUCAGGAAACCCUCCAGAGGAGAGGAGAUGAGAGGAAAUUAAUGUUGAGAAGAGAGAUGGAUGCAGAUGUCAGAGGAUGCCCUCUAUUUCCUCUUGAGAUAAUUCAGACAAACCCCUUCUCAGAUACUUUCUGUGGAGGAGAGCCCAGAAGAGGAUGUUGAACAGCUACUGUAUUAUAGCUCUGAAGUUUUUAUAAACAAGUGGGAGAAGAAAGCCCUUUGAUCAUUAAACAAAAUAUGAACUACUGGGUUGGUUUUUGAUUUUUUUUUUCUUACAUCAUUCCUUUGGUUAGAGUAUCUAACUGGUGAAGUGAGCCACAGAAGCAGAAUUUGUGUUUGCCUUUUGGAUAACUUCUGGACCAAAACUUUCCCCAGAGCCAGAACAAACUUUCAUGGACUAGCGGCUAAAGAACUUGAAAGGACACAGACUGAGAUCUUGGAGCAUUACACUUUGAUGGAAUGCAGAGAAUCAUGUAAAUUACAGUAUUUAUUAAUAAUGAGUCAUUGGGAAAAAACCUAAUUGUCAAUCCUAGAGCAAGCAUAUGAAGUGCCUCCUCUAUCAAAUUGUUAUAUUGGUGGGACUGGAAGGUGUGGGGGACAUUUAUACUCAAUUUUGAGAAGUAAUAGAUUUCCAAAUGUGAAAAAGGUCCCAUCUUCUCUAAAACCCACACUAGAAGAAUCCUUGCUUUCUAUUCACAGUUCUAGAGGUGUUUCUGAAAACUUGCUGCAUUUUGGGAGGAUUUCACUGAACUUAUGCUGUGUAGUGCUCCCAGGAAUCUGAAUGGCUGUCUAAGCAAAGCUCUGGGUGUUAGAUAAUGAAAUGGCAGUGCAUCUCAGCCUGCUGACAGUCCCCACGUAAAUGCAGUUGACAGUUCACAAGAUUUUGAAGGCACAUAUAGUGAGGUAGCUGUUUAGUAUGAGUUUGCCUACAAAUGCUUUCCAGGGGAAUUGUGAAAUGUUGUCAGAGUUGUGCUGCAUGUAGAUAAAAAUGGGAAAAUGCAGUCUAGGAGCUUGAAUUAUAUCCAUAUUUAUUCAUCUGGCUAUAUCUAGAAGACAGCCACAAUUGCUUUUGGACAAAGUCCCUUAGCAAGGUACAGAGUUUGAAGUUCAAUUCACUGAUUAUUACAGCUUUCAUUUUAUUAUGCUUUAUUUAUUACAUGUCAGUAGACGAAGUUCAUGUGAAAAUGUUGCCUUCAUUACGUAAGAUCUUACCCAUGUUUGUAAAUUCUGCUCUAAUAAAUAGUAAUAAAAAUGAAUAA
Melospiza melodia melodia is the source of this 3268-nucleotide messenger RNA. Its product is annotated as A-kinase anchor protein 17B-like. The transcript is spliced from 5 exons. Gene Ontology annotation, biological process: regulation of RNA splicing. Gene Ontology annotation, cellular component: nuclear speck; cytosol. Lineage: Eukaryota; Metazoa; Chordata; Aves; Passeriformes; Passerellidae. Bases 456 to 2171 code for a protein of 571 amino acids. Gene Ontology annotation, molecular function: RNA binding; protein kinase A binding. The record is from RefSeq and is a predicted model, not a curated record.